AUGCAUUGGAUCCUUUUACCAGAGCCACGUGUGCCAAGGACUUCCAUACCUAUUGUGGAGGACUUAAUUUCAAGUCAAGAAUUUGUCACCGAAGAUAACCCAAUAACCUGGUUGAAACAGAAAUCAUUAAUCGAUGAUCAACAAACCCAGCAAAUUGCCUCACUUACCACUGGACAAAAAGACAAUUGCAUGUGGUCUUCAGUUCGUAAAAAUCGAUUAACAGCAUCAAACGUUUUGGCAGCAAUUAAGAGGAAUAGAUAUCAUAUUUCCCUGUAUAAGCGACUGUGUUCUGCAUAUGACCUUUCCAAAAAGGAUGCCAUCAAUUGGGGAAUAUGUAAUGACAGAAGUGCUGUGGAAUUAUGCAAGACUUUUGGGGAUACAGUCGUAGAGCCAACAGGAGUUAUGAGAUUGAUCACUGUUCGUUAUCUUCACCUUGCAUGGCUACACCACAAUGGAGUUCUCGGAUCGAGCUCAGAUGGAAUUAUUCGCCGUCCAGCUGCAUUUGGGUUCCAUCAUCAAGACCCAUCCUUGGAUAACAUCAAACCAGAAGUUCUGGAAGUGAAAUGCCCAUUUUCUGCUAAGGACAUGACCAUCCUUGGCGCAAUUGAGAGAAUUCGGGAUUUCUACUUGGAGAUUCAAGACUUCUGUGGUGUGAAGACUGAAGUUGAAAGAAAACCACCAUUACUAUGACCAAGUACAGGGACAGCUCCAUAUCACUGGGAAAGCUGCUUGUGAUUUUGUUGUAUGGACACUGAAAGAAUGUGCCAUUGUUAAAAUAACAAGACUCACAUUGGGAAGACAACAUCUCUGCUUUGACAUAAUUUUAUUUCAGCAAAUUCAUACCCCAUCUUCAGCAAAUCUAGAAACAUAUGAUAAGGACUAUUUUUCAUUGAUUAUUUAAAACAUUAACAAUGAAAGGUAAAGAUAACGAACAGUGAUCAAUCUCAUAACUCCUAUAAGCAAUACAAGAUAGAGAGUUGGGCAAACACGGACCCCUCGAUAUACCACAGGUGGGAUCAGGUGUAAAUGCAAUGUAAUCC
Molecule: messenger RNA, 1040 nt
Organism: Ostrea edulis (European flat oyster)
Lineage: Eukaryota; Metazoa; Mollusca; Bivalvia; Ostreida; Ostreidae
Exons: 6
Coding region: 1-690 (229 amino acids)
Source: RefSeq, a predicted model, not a curated record